UCUCUCUGCGUCUCUCUCUCUGUCUCUCUGUCGGUCUCUCUCUCCCUCUCAUUUUGCCACUCUCUCGGGUUCACACCUCAGUCUUGUGGUUCUACAGACAGUGCGGUUCUUCCUUCCUGCCCACCUCUCCUUCCUGCUGAAGUCAAACAGCAAGGCCCCAGUAGGGCCACACGCAGCAGCGAUGGAGGCACUGAGAUAGACAGCAUGCAGGGGCGAUAGAGGGAGGCCAGGGUGUGGGAUAAAGAGCCUAGCUGGCAGGGAACCCUGACAUGGACAAAGACAGAAGGAGGUUUAACCUGAGUCGCCUGUUGGCCGUGUAUCUGUUAAAGAAACAGCAGAGGAAGGCCAGCCCUGCUACCAGCCAUCCGACAGAGACAAGCAGAGAGACCAACGCUUCACUAGCAAGCCUCAGGAUCCCAUGGACGGAUGAUGAUGUCAUUAAGGAGAUCAACAUCACCCAUGUUGUCAAGGAGGGCUCAGAGAAGGCAGACGCCUCUCAAUUUGAGCUGCUCAAAGUCCUGGGACAGGGGUCCUUCGGCAAGGUGUUCCUGGUACGAAAGGUGACCCCACCUGACAACAACGAGCUGUACGCUAUGAAGGUCCUGAAGAAAGCCACCCUUAAAGUGAGAGAUCGUGUGAGGACCAAGAUGGAGAGGGACAUUCUAGCAGACGUCAAUCAUCCAUUUGUGGUGAAGCUUCACUAUGCCUUCCAAACCGAGGGCAAACUGUACCUGAUCUUGGACUUCCUGCGAGGUGGAGAUUUGUUCACCAGACUGUCCAAGGAGGUGAUGUUCACAGAGGAGGAUGUGAAGUUCUACCUGGCAGAGCUAGCUCUGGGUCUGGACCAUCUGCAUGGCCUGGGCAUCAUCUACAGAGACCUUAAGCCUGAGAACAUUCUACUGGAUGAGGAGGGGCACAUCAAACUCACAGACUUUGGCCUUUGUAAAGAGGCCAUCGAUCAUGAGAAGAAGGCCUACUCCUUCUGUGGUACUGUGGAGUACAUGGCCCCAGAGGUGGUCAACCGGCAGGGACACAUCCAUAGCGCCGACUGGUGGUCGUUCGGGGUACUGAUGUUUGAGAUGCUGACAGGCUCCCUGCCGUUCCAGGGGAAGGACCGUAAGGAGACCAUGAACCUCAUCCUGAAGGCGCGUCUGGGCAUGCCCCAGUUCCUGAGUUCUGAGGCCCAGUCUCUCCUCAGAGCCCUGUUCAAGAGGAACCCCAUCAACAGGAUGGGUUCUGGAGCCGACGGAGCAGAGGAGAUCAAACGCCACAGCUUCUUCUCGACAAUCGACUGGAAUAAACUGUUCAGGAGAGAGAUCAAACCCCCGUUCAAGCCUGCAGUGGCUCGUCCCGACGACACCUUCUACUUCGACUCAGAGUUCACUUCCCGUACCCCGAAAGGUAAGACAUGAAUCCCCCCCAGUGCUGGUGCUCACCAGCUCUUCAGAGGGUUCAGCUUUGUUGCCACGGCGAUGCUGGAGGAGGAGGGGUCAGAUGAGUCUGCCCAGCCUCCCCCACACCCAGUGGUCCAGCAGUUGCAUGGGAAGAACGUGCUGUUCAGUGAUGGCUACAUGCUGAAGGAGGACAUCGGCAUGGGCUCCUUCUCUGUCUGCAAGCGCUGCAUCCACAAAACAACCAGCACAGAGUAUGCUGUGAAGGUGAUUGACAAGACAAUGACGGACCCCUCAGAGGAGAUCGAGAUCUUGCUGAGAUACGGCCAGCACCCCAAUAUUAUCACCCUCAAAGACGUGUAUGACAGUGGGAAGCAGGUGUUCCUGGUGACGGAGCUGAUGAGGGGGGGAGAGCUCCUGGACAGGAUCCUCAAACAGAAGUGCUUCUCUGAGAGGGAGGCCAGCUCAGUCCUCCAUACCAUCACCAAGACUGUGGAGUACCUGCACUCUCAGGGGGUGGUUCACAGGGACUUGAAGCCCAGUAACAUCCUGUAUGUGGAUGAGUCUGGUAACCCCGAGUCCAUCAGGAUCUGUGACUUCGGCUUCGCCAAGCAGCUGAGGGCAAACAACGGCCUGCUGAUGACGCCAUGCUACACCGCCAACUUUGUGGCCCCUGAGGUGUUGAAGCGCCAAGGCUACGAUGAGGGCUGUGACAUCUGGAGUCUUGGAGUCCUGCUGUAUACCAUGCUGGCUGGCUUCACUCCAUUCGCCAACGGGCCUGAGGACACUCCAGAGGAGAUAUUGGGCAGGAUAGGCAGCGGUCGCUUCACCCUGACUGGAAGCAGCUGGGACGCUGUGUCUGACUCUGCCAAGGACCUGGUCUCCAAGAUGCUGCAUGUGGACCCUCACCAGCGCCUGACAGCCAUGCAGGUGCUGAAGCACCCCUGGAUCGUCCAGAGAGACAAACUUCCCACUAGUCAGCUGCCGCACCAUGACCCGAAGCUAGUCAAGGGGGCGAUGGCAGCUACGUACUUGGCCCUGAAAAGCUCCCAGCCACCUCCAGAACUCAAACCUAUCGAGUCAUCCUUCCUGGCUCAGCGACGCGUCAAGAAGCUACCUUCUACCUCCCUGUAGAGAGAGAACCACCUAAUCAGCUCCUUCCUUGGUCUGACAAGGCCACGCCUCCCUAUAACCAGCCACGGAAAAGGACUCUGAUCCCACCCUGCUUCUGACAUCAGCACCCUUUCACUCUCACUACAAAGAUUCUUGCCAGCUAUCAAUCACACUGGACAAGCAAGUGCAUAGUUGAGGAUGGAGGGGCAGAGACUAAUCUGUGUGUGUGUGUGGAGGGGGGGGGGGGCACGGUGACAUGAGAGUGAUUGUCUAUUGUGGCAGCAGGUUUUAACCAAUGUUUGGGGCUCACUCUGAUUGGCUAUCCUCUCUUCUCAACAUUGCUGUAAUUGGUUGUUGUUUAGCUUGCUGCACGUCUACUGGUGGAUUCUGUCUGUCUGUCUGUCUGUCUGUCUGUCUGUCUGUCUGUCUGUCUGUCUGUCUGUCUGUCUGUCUGUCUGUCUGUCUGUCUGUCUGUCUGUCUGUCUGUCUGUCUGGUUGUUUGUUUCUUCCUCCAGUUAAUAAGUGUUCUGUUCAAGAUCUGGUCUGGUCUUUCCAGCUCUGUGUCUCGACUCUGAUCCAUCAACCAGGAAGGGACUGACAGAGAACUAAGAGUAGAGUCCAUCUGCUCUUAUCUCCAUGCCUGCGCUCCGAAUGAACUUUCUGUUAUUGUGUAUGAUUAAAAAGUGUUUGCCAUAAAUGCCUCUUGGUCUUGGUGCGGUAGCCAGAAGAAUGUAAUUCUGGCUGAUGUUUAUCGGACAGAGUGUGUCGGUAUGUUGCAUGACAGUGUAUCUAGUCUCAUUGUGGGAGGGGUCACAGGGUGUUGUGUGCAUGGUGAUUGGUCAGCUGCAGUGAUGAUACCUGGCUUCCUCCCUUUCUGCUCUCCCAAUUG
Molecule: messenger RNA, 3393 nt
Organism: Hypomesus transpacificus
Lineage: Eukaryota; Metazoa; Chordata; Actinopteri; Osmeriformes; Osmeridae
Product: ribosomal protein S6 kinase alpha-1-like
Biological process (GO): intracellular signal transduction; protein phosphorylation; positive regulation of DNA-templated transcription
Molecular function (GO): ATP binding; magnesium ion binding; ribosomal protein S6 kinase activity
Source: RefSeq, a predicted model, not a curated record